Molecule: messenger RNA, 2258 nt
Organism: Pseudogymnoascus destructans
Lineage: Eukaryota; Fungi; Ascomycota; Leotiomycetes; Thelebolales; Thelebolaceae
Exons: 1
Coding region: 1-1821 (606 amino acids)
Biological process (GO): protein phosphorylation; mitotic cell cycle; intracellular signal transduction
Cellular component (GO): nucleus; cytoplasm
Molecular function (GO): histone H3T3 kinase activity; ATP binding
Source: RefSeq, a predicted model, not a curated record
AUGGAUACCCAGCGACCGCCGAAGAAACCGGCGAGGGUAUAUGGGAAGAAGAAGCAAGUCUCCAGGAGCGCGGAUAUUUUUUUGCAGGAUUUGUCGCCGGCGGCAAGAAAGGUGGGGGAGGUGGGGGAGGGGGAGGUAGAGAAGAUGGCGGAGGUGGUGGAUCAGAAACUUGAGGAGGAGGGGAAGGGGAAGGAUAGCAAAGAUGAUACAGGGAACGAGAAGCCCGUGUCGGAGAUCCAGGAGGGGGCUUCGCCAAAGAACAGCGGUGAUAGCAGCGCGAAACCUACACUAGAGACAACGACGACUACGAGCGCGAAACCGAAAACGCCGAAGAGCUCACGGAAGAAAAAGGAGGCAAAAGAACAAAAGACAGAGGAUAAUGGAGAAAGCCAGCCAAGCGCUGCCGGGAACAAUGAACCUAAACCACAUCCCCAACCACCAACAAAAGCGAAAGCCCACUCCGACCCAGAGGCGCUGGCAGAUCUAACACACACCCUCAACGCCCUCCAACUUACCCCCGCCUCUUCCCCCCCUCAACCCGCACCCCCCAAACACCGUCCCCGCCGUCCCCGCCCCUCCGCCGCCCCCUCAACCACCUCAAAACCCCCCACCACUACCACCACCACCACCACCACACACCCACCCCCCUGGCUCGCCCCCCUCCCCCCUCCCCUCCCCUGGUCCCACCUCCUCUCCCCCCACUGGCCCCUCACCAAACUCACCGAAUCCUCCUACGCCGAGAUCUACACCCUCCACAACCCCUCCGGCUCCUCCAUCCUCAAGAUACUCGCUCUGCGUCCUCCGCGCGGGCCGGGGAGUAGGAGGGAGACGGCGUGUAAAGUCGAGGAUGUGCUGAGCGAAGUCGCGAUAUUGGAUCUCGUCACUGAUGUGUCAGGAUUCGUCGUCUUUCGCGGUGUAUUCGUAGCCCGCGGCGGUGUGCCGGCGGGUGUGGUUAGGGCAUGGGAGGGGUGGAAUGAUAACCCCCCCGGAGCCAACGCCACUGCCGAGGAAAGCGAAUCCUGGGACGAAGGAUACGGACGAAGCGCCUUCCCGCACCCGUCGAGGUAUCAUAAGGACCAACUCUUCCUGGUCCUGGAACUGGGGGAUGCGGGGAAGGAUUUGGAACACUACAACCUGACGACAAGGGAGGAGCUGUGGGAUGUGUUUCUGGGAACGGUGGCGGCGCUAGCGACGGGGGAGGAGCUGUUUGGGUUCGAGCAUAGGGAUUUGCAUGAGGGGAAUAUAUGUCUUCGUCGUGCUGGGGUGGUGGGGAGGAUUCCUACGGCGGCUUCAAACUCAGCAAUAUCCGAAUCGGCAUCUGAGCUCAGGAGCGGAUUCUCAGGACUGGAAAUCACAUUACUGGAUUACACCCUCUCUCGCGCGAUGACCGAGGAGGGAAAGACAUUAUUCCUCGACCUCGACGACCCCGAAAACGCAGCGCUCUUCGAAGGCUGCGAGCCAGGCACAAAAGAGCAGGAGCGGAAACAACGGCGUGUUUAUUCUGCUAUGCGUGAACAUGUCGUCGCUGAAGAACUCCUUACUGGUGCCCAACAAACGGGGAACGGGACGGAGGGGAGAUGGGCAAAACACCACCCCUACACGAAUAUCCUCUGGCUGGCUUAUGUGCUGGAAUACUGUAUUUCGCAUUUUGAGGGACCGAAGGGGGAGUUGAAGAUGUUUGAGGGGGAGAUUAGGGGUGUGAGAGCUAGACUGCGGAAGGGAAAGGAAGAGGGGGGGUGGAGGAGUACGGCGGAGGUUAGGGAGGAGGUUUGGGGACGGGGGUGGGUUGUGUUGGAAGAGAAGGUGGAGGAGGGGGAGUGAGAGGUUUAUAUGGUCCUCUGAUAAUCGGAAGAACCUAUACAAGGGGGGGGGAGAGCCGCAUCCACUGUAUGCUGGGCGCAGUUGCACGCCCGGCUCAACGCAUCUACAGCGCGGGUAUGCCGCACAAACCCGCGACGUGCCGUGCGGACCGCGCGGAUAAUACCCACGACGGAAUGAGAAAGCCCCGAUGAGCGCGGAGACGGAUGCGGUAUGCUGCUUUGGAUGCAGGUAGGGGAGAGAGAGGGAGCGGCUUGAAGGGAUUCCAGAGAGUAGGAGGAGAGUACCAGGGGGAAGCUCGAGAGGCGCAGCGACGCCGUGGCCAGGGAGAAGGGCGAGCAUGAUAGAAAGGAGGGAUGCAGAGGUGCAUGGAGUUUGGGAAAUAGCAUACACAGCGGAAGAGAUAGAUACCACACCAUGUAUACACAGCAAUUGCCAUC